UCCCGGCCGCUCGCUCCCGCAGGCGGACUUAACCCCGCGCGCCUGGGAUGCGCCGGGGAUGCGCGUCCUCCGGCCCUGCGGCUCCUCGCGGCUGGGCGCCGGGCGAUGGAGCUGAGCAUGAAGAAGUUCACCGUGCGCAGGUUCUUCUCCGUGUACCUGCGCAAGAAGUCGCGCUCCAAGAGCUCCAGUCUUAGCCGACUCGAGGAGGAAGGCAUCGUGAAGGAGAUUGACAUCAGUCAUCAUGUGAAAGCAGGCUUUGAAAAGGCCGACCCUUCCCAGUUUGAACUGUUGAAAGUUCUGGGACAAGGGUCCUAUGGAAAGGUGUUCCUGGUGAGGAAGGUCAAGGGCUCGGAUGCUGGGCAGCUCUACGCAAUGAAGGUUCUUAAGAAGGCCACCUUGAAAGUUCGGGACCGAGUCAGAUCGAAGAUGGAGAGAGACAUUUUGGCAGAAGUGAAUCACCCUUUCAUCGUAAAGCUUCAUUACGCCUUCCAGACGGAGGGAAAACUCUAUCUGAUUCUGGACUUCCUGCGCGGAGGAGACCUCUUCACCAGGCUCUCCAAAGAGGUGAUGUUCACGGAGGAGGACGUCAAGUUCUACCUGGCGGAGCUGGCCUUGGCUUUAGACCACCUGCACAGUCUGGGGAUCAUCUACAGAGACCUGAAGCCGGAAAACAUCCUCCUGGACGAAGAGGGACAUAUUAAGAUCACAGACUUCGGGCUGAGUAAGGAGGCCAUCGACCAUGACAAGAGAGCCUAUUCAUUCUGCGGGACGAUCGAGUACAUGGCGCCCGAGGUGGUGAACCGGCGGGGCCACACGCAGAGCGCGGACUGGUGGUCUUUCGGCGUGCUCAUGUUCGAGAUGCUCACGGGGUCGCUGCCGUUCCAGGGGAAGGACAGGAAGGAGACCAUGGCCCUCAUCCUCAAAGCCAAGCUGGGCAUGCCGCAGUUCCUCAGCGUGGAGGCUCAGAGUCUUCUGAGAGCCCUCUUCAAACGGAACCCCUGCAACCGGCUGGGUGCUGGCCUGGACGGCGUGGAGGAGAUCAAGCGCCACCCUUUCUUUGUCACCAUCGACUGGAACAAGCUGUACAGGAAGGAGAUCAAGCCGCCCUUCAAGCCGGCGGUGGGCAGGCCGGAGGACACCUUCCACUUCGACCCCGAGUUCACGGCGAGGACGCCCACAGACUCUCCCGGCGUCCCGCCCAGCGCCAACGCCCACCAUCUGUUUAGAGGAUUCAGCUUUGUGGCCUCCAGCCUGGCCCAGGAGCCCUCGCAGCAAGAUGGGCCCAGAGCCACCGUUCACCCCAUCGUGCAGCAGUUACACGGGAACAACACCCGCUUCACCGACGGCUAUGAGGUCAAGGAGGACAUCGGGGUGGGCGCCUACUCCGUAUGCAAGCGCUGUGUGCACACGGCCACAGACGCCGAGUACGCCGUGAAGAUCAUCGAUAAGAGUAAAAGGGACCCCUCGGAAGAGAUCGAGAUCCUCCUGCGGUACGGCCAGCACCCCAACAUCAUCACCCUCAAAGACGUCUACGACGACGGGAAGUUCGUGUACCUGGUGAUGGAGCUGAUGCGGGGUGGGGAGCUGCUGGACCGUAUCCUGCGGCAGAGGUGCUUCUCGGAGCGGGAGGCCAGCGACGUGCUGUGCACCAUCACCAAGACCAUGGGCUACCUCCACUCCCAGGGGGUCGUUCAUCGGGACCUGAAGCCAAGCAAUAUUCUGUAUAUGGACGAGUCUGGAAACCCCGAGUCCAUCCGAAUCUGUGACUUCGGGUUUGCCAAGCAGCUGCGAGCCGAGAACGGGCUGCUGAUGACCCCCUGCUACACAGCCAACUUCGUUGCCCCGGAGGUCCUGAAGCGGCAAGGCUAUGACGCGGCCUGUGACAUCUGGAGUCUGGGGACCCUGCUGUACACCAUGCUGGCGGGAUUUACCCCUUUUGCAAACGGACCAGAUGACACCCCUGAGGAUAUCUUGGCCAGGAUUGGCAGCGGGGAGUACGCCCUUUCCGGCGGAAACUGGGAUUCCAUAUCUGAUGCGGCAAAGGAUGUCGUGUCCAAGAUGCUCCACGUGGACCCUCACCAGCGCCUGACAGCGGUUCAAGUCCUCAAACACCCGUGGAUUGUGAACAGAGAGUACCUGUCCCCAAACCAGCUCCACAGACAAGACGUCCACCUGGUGAAGGGAGCGAUGGCCGCCACCUACUUCGCUCUGAACAGAGCCCCCCAGGCCCCGCGGCUGGAGCCUGUGCUGUCCUCCAGCCUGGCCCAGCGCCGGGGCAUGAAGAGACUCACGUCUACGCGGCUGUAGCCGAGCCCGGCGCCCGCUCAUCCUGCACCUUCUCGGGCAGCCGGGGAGGAUCCAGGCGGCUGUGGAUCCGACGCCUGGCCGUGCGACCUUGCCAUCUCCGCCCCCAGCCAGCCAGAGCGAGUCCUUCCACCGCGGCCCGUGCCGAGCGCCUGGCGGCUCCUCCAGCCCGUGGGCCUUGCACACUCGUGGCUUGUGCUUCCGUGGAGAGACGUGUUUUCCAGUUAUAGAGUCAGUACCCUGCUCUGCUUCCCGCACACACAGCCCAGGCGGCACGGUGCGAAGGUGACGGUUCACGGCGAGCCCUGGGGGCCCGGCCUCUGCGCCCCGCCCUUGCCCACGGCUGAGUGACCGGCGGGCACAGAGCACCUAGGAGCAGACGCCCGGCCCCUCCGGAUGAUCCAAAGAGCCCUUGUCUCCUUGCCCCCACUCGGGGCUGCGGCCCCCAUGUUCUCUCCUGUUGCAGAUCUGAUGGGGCGAGGCCACCCCGGCACGGGGAGCAGCACCUUCGCCUCGGUGGCCACGUUUCGCAAGAAUCGCUCGCGUCCCCGGGAGGGAGCCGGCCAAACUUGUGCCCGUGUUUUCGCGUUCUCCUGAGGACCGGG
Molecule: messenger RNA, 2909 nt
Organism: Kogia breviceps (pygmy sperm whale)
Lineage: Eukaryota; Metazoa; Chordata; Mammalia; Artiodactyla; Physeteridae
Gene: RPS6KA2
Product: ribosomal protein S6 kinase A2
Biological process (GO): peptidyl-serine phosphorylation; intracellular signal transduction
Molecular function (GO): ribosomal protein S6 kinase activity; ATP binding; magnesium ion binding
Source: RefSeq, a predicted model, not a curated record